Metarhizium album ARSEF 1941 is the source of this 627-nucleotide messenger RNA. RefSeq names its product U2 auxiliary factor small subunit. The transcript has 3 exons. Gene Ontology annotation, cellular component: spliceosomal complex; U2AF complex. The record is from RefSeq and is a predicted model, not a curated record. Gene Ontology annotation, molecular function: metal ion binding; pre-mRNA 3'-splice site binding. Bases 1 to 627 code for a protein of 208 amino acids. Lineage: Eukaryota; Fungi; Ascomycota; Sordariomycetes; Hypocreales; Clavicipitaceae. Gene Ontology annotation, biological process: mRNA splicing, via spliceosome.
AUGGCCAACUUUCUAGCUUCAAUCUUCGGCACAGAGCUCGACAAAGUCAACUGCUCCUUCUACUUUAAAAUCGGCGCCUGCCGCCACGGCGACCGCUGCUCCCGCAAGCACGUCAAGCCGUCGUACUCGCAGACGAUCCUCAUGCCAAACCUAUACCAGAACCCGGCCUACGACCCCAAGAACCGGAUGAACCCGUCCCAGCUGCAGAACCACUUCGACGCCUUCUACGAGGACAUUUGGUGCGAGCUCUGCAAGUAUGGCGAGCUAGAGGAGCUAGUAGUCUGCGACAACAACAAUGACCACCUCAUCGGCAACGUCUAUGCGCGCUUCAAGUACGAGGAAUCUGCACAAACAGCCUGCGACGAACUCAACUCCCGCUGGUACGCCGGCCGCCCCAUCUACUGCGAACUCAGUCCCGUCACCGACUUCCGCGAGGCUUGCUGCCGCCUCAACUCGGGAGAGGGCUGCGUCCGCGGCGGCUUCUGCAACUUUAUUCACCGCAAGAAUCCGAGCGAGGAGCUGGACCGCGACCUGACGCUCAGUACGAAGAAGUGGUUGAAGUUGAGGGGUCGGGAUGAGCGGAGCAUGAGCAGGUCGCCCACACCAGAGGCGUCCAAGAGACGGUGA